Messenger RNA from Octopus sinensis (East Asian common octopus), 1483 nucleotides. Its product is annotated as beta-1,3-galactosyltransferase 1-like. The record is from RefSeq and is a predicted model, not a curated record. Gene Ontology annotation, molecular function: hexosyltransferase activity. Lineage: Eukaryota; Metazoa; Mollusca; Cephalopoda; Octopoda; Octopodidae. Bases 195 to 1328 code for a protein of 377 amino acids. Gene Ontology annotation, cellular component: membrane. The transcript is spliced from 3 exons.
CACAUAAAAGUAGCUAUAUAUUUCAUUUCAUUUGGGUUUGAGUCCAUGCUCAGGUCAAGUCGAAGACUCCACCCAUAUAUAUAUAUAUACAUGUAUAUAUAUAUACAUAAAGAGAUAUAUUUCUCUGUUUAUUCACCCCUAUCAUUUUCUAGGCAUUUUAAUCGUGGAAGACAACAGCUACUAAGUAACAAGAAAUGUACAAUAAAAAAAUAACAGCCUUAAUUGCAAUCUGUACCACGCUGUAUCUAUGCUGGAUGAUUUAUGAUGCUUCUCAGUCAUCAAAUGAUCAUUCUUUGACUUAUUUUAAUGAAAGGAAAAAAUUUUUGAAAAAUAUUAAGAUCACUUUUAGAUCACAGCCAAAAGGAUCAAAAGUUGAUAAACGUUACUAUGAAAACCCGCAGCCAUAUGAAUAUUACUUUAAAAAUCUCAUCAAUGAACCAGUUCUUUGCAGUCAAUAUGAACAGGUAUUUCUUCUUUACAUCGUCCGUUCAAUUUACGGCAAUUUGGAUCGACGAAAAGUACUAAGAAAAAUUUUCCAGGAUAUUCCAUAUGAUUCUUUCUCAAAAGACAUUAUUAUCAAACAUGUUUUUCUUUUCGCCAAUACAAAUAAUUAUACAACUGAAUCGCUCAUUCGUAAGGAGAGUAGAAAAUACAGAGAUGUUAUCCAGGAAGAUUUCCCAGAAUCUUAUGGAAAUGUCUACUUAAAGACACUUAUUGCAUGGAAAUGGAGUGUGGAGUUUUGUGCCAAUGUGGAAUAUGUUAUGGUAUUAAAUGAUGAACUUUUUGUUGACCAGGUCAAACUUGUGUCAUUUCUUCACUAUGAUUUGUCUCAAGCUGAUUAUGAUAAUCAUUUUGCACUUUGUUAUUGUCUUGGCGGACGAGAGUCUGAGCAUAACAAAUACAAAAGAUUCCGUGAUCUCGGUCAGAAAAUGUUGUAUCAGGGGAAGUACUAUCCUAAAUUUUGUCAUGGUGUUGGUUACGUAGCACAUAUUAGUGUAAUCAGAAAACUCUAUCUGGGAUCAUUGCAAAACAAAAUGCUCAUGCCAGAUGAUGUUUGGAAUGGUGUAUUGUCAGAAAAGUUAGGCAUUUCCCUAAAUUGUCGAAAUGAUCUCUUUCAUACAACCAGAUAUUAUCGUCCCCUUUUGAAGACAUAUCUGCAGUCCCCGAUCCUUGUGUCAAUAUGUGACCAGUUUAGACCUAUGCCGACAGCUCCCUGUAUGCAGCAAAUGUAUGACUCAAUUUACAUACUGAGAAAUAAUAAUCAAGUCCGUUAUAGGUUUCAACAAUAUAAAGAACAAAGGGUUUUAUCAAGGGAUUCUGACGUUUAAUUAGGGUCUAUUUAUUACCAGUAUUGUUAUGAAUGGUAUUAUUAUUAUUUUAUGUUUGACUUUGGCUUUACAUUUGUACAAGUUGGCUCCAAGUCUCACCCAGAGACCUCAAGAGACAACAAGCUGGAAGUUCAUGUUAGUGUUAUGCCUAGGGU